Anastrepha obliqua is the source of this 550-nucleotide messenger RNA. RefSeq lists its product as uncharacterized. The record is from RefSeq and is a predicted model, not a curated record. The transcript is spliced from 3 exons. The coding region runs from base 72 to 503 and encodes 143 amino acids. NCBI's taxonomy places the organism in Eukaryota, Metazoa, Arthropoda, Insecta, Diptera, Tephritidae.
AACUCCUGCCUAAAUUGACUUCACUUGCCAAUGGUAGAGUUUGUACAAGCUGACAAACCGUUUCGGCAAGCAUGGAAGAUCUCAGUAUUUGCAUCAUAUCUUUAGUGAUAAUUGUGUUUGUCUUAUUCAUUAUUCGUAUAAUUACCUUAUCAAUGCGGAACGUUAUUUUGUCACGCCAACUAAAAAAUGAAGCCCGUCUGCACGCCCAAGGGAAUGGAAACAUAUGCUUACCGCCGAGCAGCACUGUUGGCACAGAUACAUCCAUGCCAAUCAGUGAUAAUCCACCCACAUACGAGAAUGCUAUGGCGAAUUACAUAGAUGCGAAGCAACAGCUACGUGCGAUGGAGGAGGGUGCUAUGGGUGGUGCCAUGGCAAUGACAGCUUCCACAACAACGAUCGAAACAUGUAUCACCGAAGUAGGUGCAAGUCCCACAGACUUGACCGUUAACUGCGCUAGUGCGGCAAACACAAGCAACGAAGCACCGAGACCAGCGCUCCAUUAGCAAAAGUGAAUUAAAUCUUUUAAGGGACGGCGUUUAUACCCUUUAUA